Syngnathus typhle (broad-nosed pipefish) is the source of this 3483-nucleotide messenger RNA. It is a transcript of the gene klhl2, whose product is annotated as kelch-like family member 2. The record is from RefSeq and is a predicted model, not a curated record. NCBI's taxonomy places the organism in Eukaryota, Metazoa, Chordata, Actinopteri, Syngnathiformes, Syngnathidae. The transcript is spliced from 15 exons. Gene Ontology annotation, molecular function: protein binding. The coding region runs from base 380 to 2197 and encodes 605 amino acids.
CCCUCUUUCACCUCUCCUUGUUUGUGCGUCUCAAGCAAGCAGCAAGGAGAAUGGAGGGGGAAAAAACAUGUCAUUUCGCCCGUCUUCUCUCACACAACAUCCAGCAACGAGGAGAGUCACACGGGGAGAGCAUUGAAAAACUUUCCAUUUAGCCUUCCUGUCACUUCCCUUUUCCCAAGUAAUUAGCUUAUCAAGUGGCUACCAGCUAGCUCCGUCUUGAUCCCCAAGCGUACCGGUUCGCCUCGGCAUCUACGUCCGCUCGGAGUCAUCGCGGUCGGGCUCCGGUGUAGCUCGAGCACCCCACCUCCCCACCCACCCCAACGCCACCACACCCGCCGCGCGACCGACCAGGAGAACGAAAACACCGCGCGGAUAUGGAAUGGUGCAUGCUGCUGGGCCAAGUGUGCUGCCGUUGAAUACAAGCGGAACCAUGGACACGCAUCCACUGUGCACAAGGCUUUGUCCACACGCUUUGGACAAAGAGGACGGCGUGGAGAGACAAGGUGCGGUCACGCUGAACCCUCGACACAUGAGGAAGGCCUUCAAAGUCAUGAACGAGCUGCGCAGUCAGAGCUUGUUGUGUGAUGUCACCAUCGUAGCAGAGGACGUGGAGAUCGCCGCUCACCGCGUGGUGCUCGCUGCUGGCAGCCCGUACUUCCACGCCAUGUUCACAGGCGAGAUGGCCGAGAGUCGAGCCAAGCGCGUGAGAAUCAAAGAGAUGGAUGGGUGGACUCUGGGACUCCUGGUGGAUUACAUCUACACCGCCGAGAUACAAGUCACCGAGGAGAACGUGCAGGCUCUGCUGCCGGCCGCGGGUCUGCUGCAGCUGAACGAGGUGAAGAAGGCGUGCUGCGAGUUCCUGAGCUCUCAGCUGCACCCGUCCAACUGCUUGGGCAUACGAGCCUUCGCCGACCUGCACGCCUGCUCGCAACUGCUCACGCAGGCCAACUGCUACGCAGAGCAACACUUCAGCGAGGUGGUGGGCAGCGAGGAGUUCCUCAAUCUGGGCAUGGAGCAGGUUUCCAGCCUCAUCGCCAGCGACAAGCUCACCAUUCCCACCGAGGAGAAGGUCUUUGAAUCGGUCAUCGCGUGGGUCAACCAUGACAAAGACGUGCGCCAGGAGCACUUGGCCCACCUCAUGGAGCACGUGCGCCUGCCCCUGCUCACCAGAGAAUAUCUGGUGCAGCGUGUGGAGGAGGAGUCGCUCAUCAAGAACAGCAGCGCCUGCAAGGACUACUUGAUCGAAGCCAUGAAGUACCACCUGCUGCCCGCUGACCAGCGAGCGCUCAUGAAGACGGCACGCACGCGCAUGCGGACCCCCGCCUGCUGCCCCAAGGUGAUGGUGGUGGUCGGCGGCCAAGCGCCAAAAGCCAUCCGCAGCGUCGAGUGUUACGACUUUGAGGAGCAGCGCUGGUACCAGGUAGCCGAGCUGCCCACCCGCAGGUGCAGAGCAGGCGUGGUGUGUGUGGGAACAUGCGUGUACGCCGUGGGGGGCUUCAACGGUUCCCUGCGUGUGCGUACGGUGGAUUGUUACGACCCCAUGAUGGACCGCUGGACCAGCGUCAGCAGCAUGCAAGACCGCCGAUCCACACUGGGUGCCGCCGUGCUCAACGGACUUUUGUACGCCGUGGGAGGCUUUGACGGAAGCACAGGUCUGUCCACCGUUGAGGCGUACAACGCCAAGACCGAUGAAUGGUUCCACGUGUUGCCCAUGAGCACACGACGUAGCAGCGUGGGAGUGGGUGUUGUUAACGGGAUUCUCUAUGCUGUCGGCGGUUACGACGGCGCCACCAGGCAAUGUCUGAGCACGGUGGAAGCCUACAACCCCAAAAGUAACACGUGGAGUUACAUCGCCGAAAUGGGCACCCGACGCAGCGGCGCAGGCGUGGGGGUGCUGAAGGGUUUGCUGUACGCCGUGGGCGGCCAUGACGGCCCCUUGGUAAGGAAGAGCUGCGAAGUGUUCGACCCGGCCUCCAACAGCUGGCGGCAGGUGGCCGAUAUGAAUAUGUGUCGUCGUAACGCAGGUGUGUGUGCGGUCAACAACCUGCUGUACGUUGUGGGUGGCGACGACGGGAGCUGCAAUCUGGCGUCGGUGGAGUUCUACAACCCCAACUCGGACAAGUGGACCUUGCUGCCAAGCUGCAUGAGCACGGGACGCAGUUAUGCAGGUGUGACUGUGAUCGACAAGCCCUUAUGACUGCUGGAGUCGCCCGUCGCUGAUUAGAAGCAGAAGUUGCAUCCUGCUGGAUUCUCAUGUGGGAUCUGUCGUCGUCUCACGCGACAUUUGCACGUUGGUCACUGACGCCGACAAGUUGCGAGACGGAAGCCACGACGACCAAGGUGACGUUGACAAACGUGAGGAUUUUUUUAUGCACUUAACGUGAGCAUAGGGAGGGUUUGAACCGGCGUUUUAAUCCCGUCGAGGGCGGGUCGGUGGCCUGGCCAACGGGCGGGGGGGGGAUGGGGGCAGACGCCGCUGCCGAAUGACUACUGACACGAAGCUACUAAAAGUGCUAACAUUUGUGAGAGGGGAGGCUGCUGCUGCUCAAGUGGGACUAUGGAAAAUCUUCUCCUUGCUGGAGCGUCUGUGCGUAUUGGUGCGCUUGCCUUCAAAGGUUCUCCGUUGCUCGUGAGCCCGUUUGUGUGCGUGUAUGCGUUGGUGUGCUUUUUUUCAGUCGACGACUGCAUGAACGCACUGUGCGUGGCUGCUGAUGUGUUUUUUUUUAGAGCGUUCAAGAGCGCCCGAAUGUUAAACGGUUGGCCGCGUCCUCCUUCCUUUUCGCGAUGCCUUUGUGAGCGUAGUGACGAAACAAAAUAGUUUGUGGUUGUUUCUACAGAGGAGCACUUUUUUGGCAUACCUGACAAGAAAUCGGACUUACACCCCCUUAUAGGACUUUUUCUUUUCUCUGUCAACUUUUUUUUUUUUUAUCUUCAAAAAACGUUUUUCAAAAAUGACGGGUUUUUGUUUGUUUUGCUACUUUUUCUUACAUCUUUUUCUUGUAAGGAUCCCUAUUUUAUUUUUAAAAAUCAGCUUUUUUCCGAAAGUGUCAAAACUAUCCCAUUUCUAAAAAUAGACAAAAAAUAUAGCUUGAUUAUUUUUCAGGAUCGCACGUGCUUUACUGUUGCCCGGCAGCCAUGUUUGUCCACUGCACGAUCUAAACAUCCCUACGGAUUAACCCAGUAAAUGAACAUAUUAUGAAUGUGCCGAUUUUAGAGCAUCUUCUCUAAUUCCAGAAAGUGACCAAACUCAUAGCUCUCUUUUCCCGUUUCAGUGACUGCUUUUGCUGCGUUCUUUUCGUCAACUGUAUAUCGAGGACUGUUGUUGUCGGCUUAAUACCUUUUGAAUAUGUUUCUCAUUACAUGUUUUGUAGAGCAUUAUUAAUAAAUCUUAUGCUUCUUGUAUUUAAAAGGAAAAAGCUGUGAAAUGACAUACAGUGAUCUGUUUUUAAAAACUUUGCCAAAUCAGUAAACUAUUUAAAUGGA